GUUUUAGAGUCAAGUCAUUCAGACUUUACUCAAGUAAAACAGACAGUGAAAUUUAUUGUUAGUGGCAUUUUGUAUAUUAAUUCAAUUUCAAUUCAAUAGAUUUGGGUUAUCGAAUUGUGAAAACAUCAUAAGAAGUCUGAAAAGAUAUCAAAGGUUCCUGAGCAAAACUUUCGAGAAACAUGCGUACAAUCUUGGAUUUAUAUUAUGGACGUGGUAAUAAAAAUUUCGAGACAAAGGAAUCGUUUCAGCUUAUAUUUUGGUGUUGGUCACUAAUGGGUAUAAAACCAUUGAAACCCUACGGAUUCCGUCGAUUAUGGCCCAUGGCGUUCGGCUGGACUUGGCUGCUCAUGAGCCCGGUGGCUUUUAAUGUCGGCGUCAUGCUAAUUAUGCGAAAUUCAUCUAUGACCGUUAUAUUAACUACUCUACAAGCGGCAAUCAAUGUGACGGGUCUACCGAUGAAGGCGGUCGUUGCAGCCUGUUACUUAUCUCGUCUACGUAGUGUCGACCCGAUUUUCAAAAUUUUGGAUGCACGCUAUCAGACUCCGGAAGAACGUUUAGCAAUAAGAGAAAACGUUAUACAAUCGGCACGCUUAUUUGUAACUUUUAUCGUUUCAUAUUUCACUUAUGCCACCAUUUCUUGGCUACCAUCGCUUUUUACGCACACUCAACCGCUAAACAUAUGGCUCCCACUUGUUGACUGGAUUCAACAGCCGACCAUACACUUUUGUCUUCAUUUUCUCAUCGAACUGAUUUAUAUAUACUUUUUGCUGACCAUUCAAUGCAUGAGCGAUCUAUAUCCGGUUGUUUAUAUCAAAGCCGUACGUACACAUAUUACUCUGCUUACUGAGCGCGUGAGUAGGUUGGGGGAGAAUCCGAAUCUCACCGACGAGGACAAUUAUCAGGAAUUAAUUGAUUGCGUGCGGUCGCAUCAGGAAUUAUUGCAAAUCUCUAGGAUUGUUGGCUCUGUGCUAUCGCUCACCAUCUUUAUACAGUUUAUAAUAGCUGCCGCUGUACUCUGUGUCAGCAUGCUCAAUAUUUUCAUAUUUGCCGACGCGAGUCAUCGGGUAAUUUCGAUUGUUUAUUACCUUUGUGUGUUGUUGCAAACCUCAGUCACUUGCUAUCAGGCGUCGAUGCUCGAGUUGGACUGCGAAAAGUUGCCCAAUGCGAUCUUCCAUUGCAAUUGGUUAGCUUUGGAUAAACGUUCGCGUCGUGUGCUGAUCUAUUUUCUACAUCACGCUCAGGAGGAAAUCUCUUUCGUAGCUCUUAAGUUUUUUAAAAUUAAUUUGGGAACUAAUUUGUCGAUCGCCAAGUUCUCAUUUACCUUAUAUACCUUCAUGAACCAAAUGGGUGUCGAGCAGAAUAUAAAGGAGCAAUUUGAAUAAAGAAGCAAAUAUAUAGUAAUAAUUUGAGUCAAAAGUGUUGUCUAAGUUGCAAAUUAUUGUAGGUUUAAUAAUUUCAUUUGCUUUCAUUUUAAACAUUUUAGUUUUGUAUAAAAGAAUCGGAAAAUGUAGAAAUUUAUUUUUCUGAAAAAUGGAUAAAAUGUGAACUGUUUCUUUUAUUUUGAAAUACUUCUGUGAUUUGCAGUUAACGUGAUCGUUUCCCCUGUUUUUGGAACAAUAAAAUUAGUUCCUAAAAAUCGUUAUGCCUCUGUUCCUUCAUCGCUUCUGUAACAUUUUAAGGAAUUUCGAGAAACUCCCCAAUAACUUUUCGUCGUUUUUUUCACAUUGUGACACCUCUAAUCUAAUUGAUUCUCCACUUAGGUCCUUCACCGCGGUUUUGUCUUCGAUAAAUCGUUUCAAAUCUUGUGAGUUACUGGUUGUCUUCGAUUCGCCAAGCGUUACUUCCCAGCGAAUUGAACAAGCUAUACCAGUUGCUCAAACAAACGGACAGCGCUUGUGGUACAACCUUGCACUAACGCAUGCGCAAUAGUGCUAUGAUGCUUUCUUAGUGGAGAAAUUAUUUUUUUAGCGUUAAAAAACGUUGAUGUAACCAUUUAUUUGGGUGUUCUAUAAAUUAUUAUAAUUGAUUUUAAAUUUGUAAUUCCAUUUGCCACUUGAACCCUUCACAAUAGAAAAAGUGAACAAAAAUAUGCAAAACAAAACUUGGCAGCAUUGCAGAUAAAAAUUAUACUACUUUAUAAAGUAUCCGCAUACACUCCUACUUCAAGUCAACUCGAUAACUUUGUUGUUGCUUUUACAUGUAAGAGAGCAGAGAAAUUACCAAUCAAACAGUCACCGGCA
This is a messenger RNA of Bactrocera oleae (olive fruit fly), 2240 nucleotides long. RefSeq names its product odorant receptor 7a. Gene Ontology annotation, biological process: detection of chemical stimulus involved in sensory perception of smell; sensory perception of smell. Gene Ontology annotation, cellular component: plasma membrane. NCBI's taxonomy places the organism in Eukaryota, Metazoa, Arthropoda, Insecta, Diptera, Tephritidae. The record is from RefSeq and is a predicted model, not a curated record. Gene Ontology annotation, molecular function: olfactory receptor activity; odorant binding.